Molecule: messenger RNA, 6655 nt
Organism: Loxodonta africana (African savanna elephant)
Lineage: Eukaryota; Metazoa; Chordata; Mammalia; Proboscidea; Elephantidae
Product: calmodulin-like protein 3
Exons: 1
Coding region: 2020-2469 (149 amino acids)
Molecular function (GO): enzyme regulator activity; calcium ion binding
Source: RefSeq, a predicted model, not a curated record
CAUUCCUCUCGGGUGUUAUUGUUUAUCUUAUGUGCUUGACUAUAGUUUGGCUGGGAGGUGAUCUCCAGGAAUGGCUUCAUUUCCAGGUCAGAAGGUAUUUUAGGGCCAUAGUCUCACUGUCUUGGAAGAAGUGUGGCCAGAAUGCUCCUUAGAAGCAAGGAUGGUGAGACUGUGUCUUACAUACUUUGGACAUGUUGUCAGGAGGGAUCAGUCCCUGGAGAAGAACAUCAUGCUUGGCAAAGUAAGGGUCAGCGGAAAAGAGGAAGACCCUCAAUGAGGUGGAUUGACACAGUGGCUGCAACAAUGAGCUCAAGCAAAACAACAAUUGUAAGGAUGGCGCAGAACCGGGCAGCGUUUCGUUCUGUUGUCCAUAGAGUCGCUAUGAGUCGGAAGCGACUCGAUGGCACCUAACAACAACAACAACAAGUCUCAGGGGCUCCUCUACUCUCUGUCAGACCAGCAAGCCUGGUUUUUUUUGUGGAUUUGAUUUUUUGUUCUACAAUUUUCUCCCGCUUUGUCUAGGACUCUCUGUUGUGAUCCCAGUUUUACCAAGUGUUGUGAUCUCAGCAGUUGGCAGCGGUAGCCCGGCACCAUCUAGUUCUUCUGGUCUUGGGGUUGUGUAGGCUGUGGUUCAUGUGGCUCAUUAGUCCUUUGGACUAAUUGCCAUGUCUCCCUUUCUUCAUCCCCUUCUGCAGUCACCCGGCCUCCUCGCUGCCCCUGGCCUCCUCACUGCCCCUGACCAUGCCAAGCCCUCACCCACCCCUGCACUUUGCACUUGCUCACCCUCUCUACCUGGGAAGUCCCUCCUCCCUCUUCCGGACACCCUAAAGUACCAUCUCUGACAGAAGCCUUCUUUGACCAUCUGUAUAAAAGUAACCUCCCAGUAUUAUCUCCAUCAUCACCCUUUUUGUUUCCUUCAUAGCGUUUAUAAAAAAAAAAAAAAAGUCUGUAAUUAUCUUCUUUUGGCUUCUUUGUUAGUUUACUUGCUAACUAGCUGUUUUGCUGAUGGCAUGUAAGCUUCCUGAGGGCUGGUUCACAGCCUAAUUUCCCAGCUCCUAGAAAAGAACCUCCAGAUAGUAGGCCCUCAAUACCCUUCGCUGUUCAGCCAAUUCCAACUCUAGUGACCCUGUAGGGCAGAAUAGAACUUGCCCCAUAGGGUUUCCAAGGAGCAGCUUGGUGGAUUCAACUGUAAACCUCUUGGUUAGCAGCUGAGCUCUUAAUCACUGCCCCACCAGGGCUCCAGGUCUUCAACAGAUGUUUGUGAAUGAAUGAACAGGUUGGAGAAAAUCCUUCUCCAUUCAUGUUUAUUCUGAAGACAAGAUGACACUCUGUUUCCUGGGGGCGGGGCGCAUUUUUUUCCUUCUCUGAAAACCCUUUUAGGUACCCUAAGGUUUUGGAGACCAAAGAUCAGGAUGUUCUUUUCAUCAGAGGUAAUUUCUUCUUUUUAUCCUUCAACAAACCUCAACCAAGGGGAAGAAAGAACACAGUGCUAGUUAGGGAGAUUGGGGGACAGGUGGAAAAUGGGGGAAGAAAAAGGGAAAAUUCAAGGAGAAAGAAAAAAAAAGGUAAUUUCUCUCAAUACAGCCUAGCAUACCUUAGUUGAAGGUAUUAUUUCAGGUGGUUCAUCAAGGCUCUGUCUGAUGUCAGGAUGUAAAUCUGACUGCCUUUCACAAAGAGAGGUGUUGGCUUCAGCUCAUUUAGCAGACCGGCCUGUUCCUGCUUCUGGACUCUUGUCUAAACAGGACCUGGCCUUCAGGCAGCCGCCGGGCGGGGGAGUCUGUGAAUGGCAGCCCAAUCCACCAGGCCAAUGGUGAAGGAGGACUCGGCUCCUUAAGCGCCAGCGAUUCAAGCCAGGGCUGGAAAACCAGAGAGCCCGCCCCUCGGAUCUUCCCCUUUCAUUCCAGAGCUUGGUAAGAGGAGCCCAGCCUGCUGCCAGGCACUGAGUGGCUGGGCAGAGCUCGGGAGCAUAGACCCAGGGGCACCCAUCCCCUUCAGCACCCUUCGCGCCCCCGCAGCAGCAUGGCCGACCAACUAACAGAGGAGCAGAUCGCAGAGUACAAGGAGGCCUUCUCUCUGUUUGACAAGGAUGGGGAUGGCACCAUCACCACCCGGGAGCUGGGCACCGUCAUGCGGUCCCUGGGCCAGAACCCCACUGAGGCCGAACUCCAGGGCAUGGUCAAAGAGAUCGACGCUGACGGCAACGGCACCAUCGACUUCCCGGAGUUCCUGGGCAUGAUGGCGAGGAAGAUGAAGGACACGGACAGUGAGGAGGAGAUCCGGGAGGCCUUCCGCGUAUUCGACAAGGACGGCAAUGGCUUUGUUAGCGCAGCUGAGCUGCGGCACGUGAUGACCAGGCUGGGGGAGAAGCUGAGUGAUGAGGAGGUGGACGAGAUGAUCCGAGCAGCUGACACGGAUGGAGAUGGGCAAGUGAACUACGAGGAGUUCGUCCGCAUGCUGGUCUCCAAAUGAGGUGGGCGGAGGAGCUGCUCCAGCCCGGCACAAAUGGUUCCCCUUGGCUUCGCAUUUGGCUGGCCAGUGUCGCUGUUGCAAAAGCCUUAGUCCUCAAAUUUCUUUCUCCGUUCCUCCAGCUUCCUCUGGACUGUUUUUUCUGUGGUUACGUGACUCAGUCCACCUUUUAUGCAUCUCAUUUUCCCUGCACUCCUUCCGUUUUCUGUUCCUUUUAUUAUCUCUCUUCUUAUGCAGAAUGACACCGGACACUCCCAACCUAGCAAACAAAUGACAUCCUUCCAUUAGUUGGGAGCAGAAGCAGAAGUGGCAUUACUCUGCAAGGACCGGUACGUUUUGCACUGAGAUGUGAGCAGUGUGACAUCUUAGAGCACUCUGGCCAUGAUCUCUAAAGGGCACUCAAUGUUGUGACCAGGGGAGCUGCUAGUCCUCAUCCAUGCCUGGAGACCCUGCUGAAUGAAGACUUCACCUGCUGUUGUGCUUAGGAUACUGGAUUUGGGUGGGUGGGUGGAGAAAUCUUGGCACCUAGAGGGAAAGGUGCUGAUGGAGACUUUGACAUCUGAGGUCAGGCCUCUGAAAAUCACCACUUUUCUUCCAUAAGGCACUUGCUUCUUCCAUUCUGUCUUUGCUAAACCUCUGUGAUUCAUCUUCUGAGGUGCUGGAGUAAAAACUGGAGUCAGUUGUAACAUGUUUGUAUUAACCUGGAUGGAGGGAAAUUUAAAUGAAAGAGAGGGAAACUACAGGGGAAUAAACAAGAGCUGGGUUCCCUAUUUUGUUUGUUUCUUUUUUCUUUUUUUUUUUUCUGGUUCUGACUACAACAAUCUUUGUUAGGUCCAGGGUUUAAACCAGGUGGGGAUCUCUGUUUUUGUGCUUUUUGAAAAUGCAGUAAGUUCUUGUACUGGUGGGUACAGUGAAAAGAGAGAAGUCUGGAUAAGGUAAAUCUGGUGUAUUUAGUUUAAAUAGAAUGGGUAAGUUGAUAGCAAAGACUGGUUCAUAUAGAACUCCUAAAGAUCUAAGUCAACUAUAAUUGAGAAGGAAGUCUGAUAAUGGUUUUUAUUUGUCCUACAUUGGCUCUCUGGGUGUUGUGAAAUGCUCUGUGGUUAGAAGAAAGUGAGGAGCUAGAGAAUGCUAACUGUAUACAGAUAGCCCCCAUUUUUCAAAAGCUCACUUUACCCCACUUCACUUUUGCAUAAGACUUACAUGUUUAAAAAAAAAACAUGCUUUGAGUCAAUUCAGACUCAUAGCAGCCCUAUAGGACAGAGUAGAACCGCCCCAUAGGGUUUCCAAGGAUCACCUGGUGGAUUUGAACUGCAGAUAUUUUGUUUAGCAGCCAAGCUCUUAACCACUGUGCCACCAGGGCUAGGCCUACAUUAGUACCUGUUUUCAAUAAAUCCAAAGAGGACUUUCGCCUUUACAGACAAAGGUAAAAAAGCAGAAAUGGCAUUCAGCAUUUGUUGUGCAGCAAGGCCUUAAAGUGGCAACACACACCCUGAGCAGCAAGAACGGCAUAUUCAAGCUCAUUCCCUGGGAACUACACUCAGCGUCAAGCCACCACAGCUUUGAACUGUGUCUGUGAGCAUCUGUGCUUUACCUCCGUUCAUUUUGUGCACCUUUAGCAAGAUACAUCCUAAGGUAUCAGGAAAGCAUAGAGAGCCUGUAAGGGUGUUAUGCUUAGCAUAAAACUGGACCUAGGUUAUUUUUUGCAUCUGGGAACACUCAAAAAUUUUUCCCAUACUAUUAACGGCAAUUACUUCUUUGCUUUAUGCCAUUUUGGCUUAUGAAAGCUUUCACAGGAGCACUCUACUUUUGGAUAGUGGGGGAAACCUGUAUUCAGAAUACAUGGUGAGGAAGCAGUUUGUGGAUGGUUAUUCCCUCAUUCUCCCAGAAACUUCUAGAGGUUGAAUUCGAUCAUUUCAGAGGUCGAAGGGGCUUCAUCAGACAUCGUUUUAGUUCAAGAGUGAGGCAGUGUUUGUGGAGUGGGCACUAGACUGGGGCUUGUCAGAGAUGGUUCUAUCCCUGGGACAGCCACAAAGUAGCUGGUUGAUCUUGGACAAGUCCUUUCUCCCUCUCACCUGUGUUUCCUCACGUGUAAAACAUGGGCUUGGAGCUGACAGAUUGGGAUUCCAAUCCUGGCCUCACUACUUAUCACUGCAGACUAUACAUGAAUCACUUAACCUCUCCCUUAUAAUAGCUGACAUUCAUACAGUCCCUACAGUAUGCUAGGCAAGGGGCAGAUUACCUCAUUACCACACUAUAAGGAACUACUCUUAUUAGCUUCCCCAUCCUACAAAUGAGGAACCUGAGACAGAAAGCUUAAGAAAUAAGCCCAAAGUCACACAGCUGGUAAGUGGCGGAGCUGGGAGUUGAAUGCAAGUCUAUAUCCUUGACCAUUCUGCUCCUGGCCUUACCAUGCCCCUUGCCUGCACCGUGAAAUGAUGAUUAUGACAGUACCCCUGAAGCAUUCAGAGGAUUAGAAAUAAUAUUCUCAACACACCUGGUGUGUAAAAAAGGUGCUUAAUAAAUGAUAGCUGCAAUUAUUCUCAUCUUUAGGGCUUCCUUCCAACUCUAACACUCUAUGAGGCUCAGAAAUGUAUUUCUGCCCCAUAAGUAACCCAACGGAAAAGACAGGGCAGAAAGGGGUCGAAGCAGUCUCUCAUGUGCUGUCUUUAACUUGACUUCUGAAGGGACACCCCAUGGUGAGAUCUCAGGCAAGAACUGGCCCAAACACAAGUGUGAUUUUAAAAGCCUCCCGCCCAGGUGGUAGAAGAGGCAAAUCAUGCUCUCAGAUAGCAGGGCCUUUUAGGCUAAUUCUCUCUGCAGCCAGCCCUCGGCAGUGGGAAUUAGUUGACUACCUCCAGGAGGGGAUUUGGAAACAAGCCUUGUGAGUGCUAGUGUCCAGGUGUCACUGGGCAGCAGCAUUCUGUGAGCAGAAGAGCCAAACCGUUUCAACUUCGGAGGUUCAGACAUGAAUUACAGUUCUGUCUGCCAAAAGUUGAGAUGUUGGCAUCACCGCCAGGGUCAAAUACAAUUCAGAUCUCAGUGUCUCUCAUAGGCUGAUUCCUAAAUGCUGUAGGAAGGAAAGAAACUGGGGUCAGGAGAGGGCUGGAUCCAGAGGCCUUUCUUCACGAACGUCAACUGGUUUCAUAGUCACCAACAACAGACCUGGUGGGAGACUUAACACUUAAUCCCCUCCUUUUAAGAUAUAGGCCCUAAUGAAGCAUUUAGAAAUGUCAGGACCUAUAUGUGCUGCCCAGAGCCCUGGUAGUGCCGUGGCUAAAGGGCCUGACUGCUAGCCCAAAGGUCGGUGGUCUGAACCCCCCCAGCUGCUCCUCAGGAGAAGAUGUGGCAGUCUGCCUCCAUGAAGACUACAGCCUUGGAAACCCUAUAGGGCAGUUCUACUCUGUCCUAUAGGGUUACUAUGAGUUGGAAUCUACCAGAUGGCAACGGGUUUUGGAUAUGUGCUGUUAGGAAUCUCUGGAUGGCACAAAAGUUUAAAUGCUACUAGCCAAAAGUUGGCUGUUUGAACUCACUCAGAGGUGUUUCAAAAGACAGACCUGGCAAUCUGCUUCUGAAAGGUCACAGCCUUGAAAACUCUAUAGAGCAACAUUCUACUAUGCACACAUGGGCUAACCAUGAGUUGGAAUUCACCCGAUGGCAGCUAACAACAUAUGGGCUAUUAAUGCUUCGGGGGGAAGGGAUGAAGAUGUCUUUUUGUGUUUCCCACCCAGCCUUCCACCUACUCAUAUAUUGGAACCACCCAUUCCUGAGUCUCAAAAGGCUUAAAGAGUCUUGCAUGAAGAAUUCCUUGUGCCAGGGCAAGGGCUACACCAAUGUUGCAGAAAGGCCUUCCCCACUAUUCGUAUGCCUGUUUCUCAACUAAAGCCUCCAAGCCUCUGGUCCUCCCUUAGGGUGUGAUGGUGAGAGCCCCAGAAGCUGGGCUGUGCAGGGAGGCGAGGGAAGGUUGGAAAGAUUGUGCCACUUUCUCCCACCCCUAGAGACAGCAUCACCCUUCAUACCAUUGUCUUGUCUGUUUUGUCAUUGCUGUCAUGACACUGAGUGUCAGGUAGGAAACAUCCCCAUUGGAGCCCUCAGAAGCAAGCAGAUCCAUGAUAAAUGGGGUUCUUUUUUUUUCUACAGGUGGGAAAUCUGAAGUCAUAAGGUAAAAGUGGCCCCACAGCAAAGUUGAAGG